Hemicordylus capensis (graceful crag lizard) is the source of this 8733-nucleotide messenger RNA. RefSeq names its product phosphodiesterase 4D (gene PDE4D). Gene Ontology annotation, biological process: regulation of cardiac muscle cell contraction; signal transduction; cAMP catabolic process. The transcript is spliced from 15 exons. Lineage: Eukaryota; Metazoa; Chordata; Lepidosauria; Squamata; Cordylidae. Gene Ontology annotation, cellular component: perinuclear region of cytoplasm; nucleus; cytosol. Gene Ontology annotation, molecular function: transmembrane transporter binding; 3',5'-cyclic-AMP phosphodiesterase activity; ATPase binding. The coding region runs from base 1219 to 3255 and encodes 678 amino acids. The record is from RefSeq and is a predicted model, not a curated record.
CCUGCAAGUGUCCUGAGCCUGCUGUAAGAAAGGAGACAAAGGUUUCAAAGGGUACCUUUGGAAAUUAUCCUUAGGAGGAAGCAAAAAAGAUCCCGCUGCCUGCACUGUUGUAUAAGGUAUACUAUACAAGGGCUGCGUUAGCUUGAACUUCGCAAUCUACCCAAGGAUGUUGCCAGACAUUCAGGAGUGAAAACCGGCAUUGAGGAGCUGACUGUUGGGAACAAAAAAGAGAGAGGACAGACUUCAGGAAGGAAUCCUUAGACUACAUAGGACUUUGCUCUGCUUUCUUUUGGCAAAACAUGGAAACACACACACAUGCAAAGUGUAAUAUCUAGAUUUUAAAAACCUAGGCUCUACAGCAAAGGAACCAGCAGCUUACAACAUGAUGCUAAGCAUGUUUACUCAGAAGUAAGCUCCACCGAUUUUAAUGGAACUUGCUCCUUAGUACGUAUGCAUAGUAUUGUAGCAUUAGUCAUUUUCCUUGCAGGAAGAAGACAGCUUUAUUAUGGAGUUAGGCAGCAGCAACGAAUUGGAUCCUGGCAACACCUUUAGUUCAUGAUGAUGUUUCAUUGUAGCCCUAUUCUACGGAGCAGGAUAAAAGCAUACUUCAUUAGAUUUCUCUCAUAUGAAAGAGUGCAUCAAGAGGAAACAUUUCCAUACCAAAAGUUUGCUUUGUUUGUAUCGGAUUAAUACCCAUUCUUUCUGGCUAGAAAAGGAAACUGUUACUGCACUCAAGUGACCGCUGAUGAAUAUGUGUUUAAGAAGGAAGAAAAAGCAAUAUUUGUUUCUAAAGGACAUUAUGGCAAAACAAUUUGAAGUUUUGCAUUUUCUCUUAAAAACUGAUCUAGCACAUAUGACAAGAAACUCUCCUUUGACUAAUCUUUUCCUACUGUCUAAGAUGCUGCACAUGAGAAUGCUUUAAUUUAUACUUGGGAUUUAUCUAGGGGAAAAACUUGCCUUCAUUUCGGAUAAAUUGUUAAAUGUAGAUGAUUACUUUUGUGCUUUAAAAGUGAACUGCAUUAAUGGAUGGACGCAUAGCUAGAAAACCUUCUGGAAAUUCUGUCCUCAAAUCCUGGAGAUUCUCACAUAUGUGGAAUACAAUACUUUUUGCAAUAGCCCAUGACACUAACUGAUGCUGCAGUUUGUUGUGGAAUGUAUCUAUGAAUACCAUAACAGAUCAAGCUUUCAGACAAGGAAAAGACUGAUGCUGAAAGAACUAUGAAUAUGAUGCAUGUGAAUAAUUUUCCGUUCAGGCGGCAUUCAUGGAUAUGUUUUGAUGUGGACAAUGGCACCUCAUCGGGACGGAGUCCCUUGGAUCCCAUGACGAGCCCUGGAUCAGGGCUGAUUCUCCAGGCUAAUUUUGUUCACAGUCAACGUAGGGAGUCCUUCCUCUACCGGUCAGACAGCGACUAUGACCUCUCUCCAAAGUCCAUGUCCAGGAACUCCUCCAUUGCCAGUGAUAUACAUGGAGAUGACUUGAUUGUGACACCAUUUGCUCAGGUGCUGGCCAGCUUACGUACUGUACGGAAUAAUUUUGCUGCAUUAACCAAUCUACAGGAUCGAGCACCCAGCAAACGGUCACCCAUGUGUAACCAACCAUCCAUCAAUAAAGCAACCAUAACAGAGGAGGCCUACCAAAAACUGGCCAGCGAGACCCUGGAGGAGCUGGACUGGUGCCUGGACCAGCUGGAGACCUUGCAGACCAGGCACUCCGUCAGUGAAAUGGCCUCGAACAAGUUCAAAAGAAUGCUCAAUCGAGAGCUAACCCACUUAUCUGAAAUGAGCCGAUCGGGCAAUCAGGUCUCUGAAUAUAUAUCCAACACAUUUUUAGACAAACAACAUGAAGUGGAAAUCCCAUCCCCAACACAGAAAGAGAAAGAGAAGAAAAAACGGCCAAUGUCUCAGAUCAGCGGAGUGAAAAAACUGAUGCACAGUUCCAGCCUAACAAAUUCCAGUAUCCCCAAAUUUGGAGUCAAAACUGACCAAGAAGAUAUUCUGGCCAAGGAACUAGAAGAUGUAAACAAAUGGGGCCUCCAGGUUUUUAAAAUAGCAGAAUUAUCUGGGAACCGACCAUUGACAGUCGUCAUGUAUACCAUUUUCCAGGAACGAGACUUGCUAAAAACAUUUAAAAUUCCACCAGAUAUGUUAAUAACUUACUUGAUGACACUGGAGGAUCAUUAUCAUGCAGAUGUAGCAUAUCACAACAACAUACAUGCUGCAGAUGUUGUACAGUCUACGCAUGUGCUGUUGUCGACCCCAGCCUUAGAGGCGGUAUUCACAGACCUGGAGAUCCUGGCUGCUAUUUUUGCCAGUGCAAUACAUGAUGUAGAUCACCCUGGCGUUUCAAACCAAUUUCUUAUCAACACAAAUUCUGAACUCGCCUUGAUGUACAAUGAUUCAUCCGUCCUGGAAAACCAUCAUUUAGCUGUGGGCUUCAAACUGCUGCAGGAGGAGAACUGUGACAUUUUCCAGAAUCUGACCAAAAAACAGAGGCAAUCAUUGAGGAAAAUGGUCAUCGACAUUGUGCUUGCAACAGAUAUGUCUAAGCAUAUGAAUCUAUUAGCCGAUUUGAAAACUAUGGUUGAAACCAAGAAAGUGACUAGCUCCGGCGUUCUGCUUCUUGAUAACUAUUCAGAUAGGAUCCAGGUUCUACAAAAUAUGGUACACUGUGCAGAUCUAAGCAAUCCAACGAAGCCACUCCAACUAUAUCGCCAGUGGACAGACAGAAUCAUGGAAGAGUUCUUUCGACAGGGAGACCGAGAGAGAGAGAGGGGCAUGGAGAUAAGUCCUAUGUGUGAUAAGCACAAUGCAUCGGUAGAAAAAUCACAGGUGGGAUUUAUAGACUACAUUGUUCAUCCUCUCUGGGAGACCUGGGCAGACCUUGUGCACCCAGAUGCCCAGGACAUCCUAGACACCUUGGAGGACAAUCGUGAAUGGUACCAGAGCACAAUCCCUCAGAGUCCUUCUCCAGCCCCAGAUGACCAAGAGGAGGGCAGACAGGGCCAAACAGAGAAAUUCCAGUUUGAACUAACACUGGAGGAAGAUGGUGAAUCGGACACAGAAAAGGACAGUGGAAGCCAAGUGGAGGAAGACACCAGCUGCAGUGACUCCAAGACUCUUUGUACUCAAGACUCGGAAUCCACUGAAAUUCCACUUGAUGAACAAGUUGGGGAGGAAGUGGUGGUGGAGGAGGAGGAGGGGGAGAGCCAGACAGAACCUUGUGUGAUAGAAGAAGAACGGUCUCCUGACACGUAACAGGGUGACAGCUCCACAGCUCCCUCUGUCUGUCGUCCUCUCUCUUUCUCUUUUUGAAAAUGGUUUCCAAAGUGCAUGUCACACGGCACAACCAUGGUCAUGCCUCACUGUCAUCUGCCAGAGAUGUUUGUUGAUCAGAAACUGAUCUUGAUUACUCAGUUUGGCACUCAGGAAUAUUGUAACCAGAAUUGUUCAUCUCCAUGGCAUCAGAGAGCAAAGGAAAACAUCUGCAGAGAAGAGUUUGAUAAAGAGUUCAACUUGGCAAAUACAAUGAGAGAGUGUCCACUCCAAGCUGUUUUCAAGGAGUAAAGGCUGGCCCAAAGCUAGUGUGUGAGAGAGUGUUUGUGUGUGAGUGAGUCAGUGAGUGAGUGUGUGUGUGUGUGUGUGUGUUCGUGUGCAUGCAUGUUUUGUGUUGGUUUUUAAUUUCAUGAGAGAGAGAGAGAAGCAUACAUCACCAGAAUCUAAAAGAAAGCAGCCAGCAAGUGAACCAAGCUGUCUAGUGGAAAAUAGAUGCACUCAGAUCAUGGGACACAACACGAAUCUGUUACCAGUAGGAAGAUGAAGCUGUGGAAAUCGCAUAAUUUUCUAAUUUCAAGUCUUCCUGACACAUGACUGAAAAAAAGUGUAGCUCAGUGGGUUGCACUGGUGUCUGCAUUUUGUAGUAUAUGUAAAACGGAAAUCUUUUUGUAGAGUUUACUUUUAUUAUUAAAUGUAUUGAGGUAUUAUAUUUAAAAGAAUGCAACACCCUCAGAACUUCAUCUGCCACUGGUUCUUCCCCCUGCCCCCCUCCUCAAGUAACUUGCAAGUUUUCAGUACAAAUAUGUGCUACACUGGAUAAAUCAAGUUUUAUAUUUGUUUGCACUUAGAUUUUCGUAGCAAUUCUUUUAGCUGUUCUAAAAUAACCAAUUUUUUUCUAGACCAAUGACAUUCACGAAUGUUUUUCAUAUUUUCUCCCUACUUAGUUGCAGAAAACACUUUCAGUUUGUUGACAUUAAUAUCUGGCUUUUUUAAUUGUCAUUUUCUAAGAGCAGCAAUACAAAACCUGUGAUCAGCUCUUUGCCCUCAUAGACAGCUUAGUCCUGCAGAUUAGGGAUAUGCACAAACCAAAAUUUGUCGGACUGAAUUUGAACCGAACCACUGGUUCGUGUACUGGUUUGGUCAAACUGACCGGUACGGUCUAUUCGAUUGAACCGGUUUGGUGGUUUGAGGGCCUAUGCUUGUAAAGGGGAAUCUGAUGAGGAUUCCCCUUUAUAAGUAAAGGGGUGGGGGGAUCCUUGAAAAGUCUUCUAAAGGGUGGCGGGGGGGCAUGGUGUGGCGAGAGGGAACAAUUAAAAGUAGAUUAAGGUUCUUAGUGGCCCAGUGGCCACUGCUGCCGCUCUUCAAAUCUCUCUGACUCAGCCCAGCGCAUAGCACUCCCUCCAGCAACCUGCCCACGUGGUGGCGUGAUGGUUCCAGACUCUGUGGAUGCCCAGAGACCAUGCAAAUGGCCUCUCUGCAUCGGAGGGUGCCCAAACUGCACUGCCACCAUGCAGGCAAGUUGCUGGAGGGAGCACUGCAUGCUUGGGCUGCACCAGGGGGUUGUGAGGAGCAGCAGCGACCAGUGCCAGGCCAGUAAAAACCUUAAUUUACUUUUAAAGAUGCCCUCUUGCGCACGCGCACACACACCCUACUGCCCUUUAGAAGACUUCAAGGAUUCCCCCACCCCUUUGCUUGUAAUGGGGAAUCCUCACCUCAUUUCCCUUUACAAGCAUAGCCCCUCAAUCCCAAACCGGUCUGUCACUGACCAGGCUCAGUUUAGUUUGAUGGUGGUCCAGUUCACGGUCACACCAUCGAACUGGCCUGGUGCACACCCUUUCUGCAGACCUUGCCUUUACUGCUUUGGGCUCUCUGUGCUCAGCCAACAAAUUAUUUCUGAAAUCUAGUGGGCCACUAGACUAGCAGUUCUCAAAUUGGGUCGUGACUUAAGGGUGAGCACAUAAGACCUCAAAGAAGCUUCCAAAGAUUGAAAUAACUCCUAAAAAUGAAAUGUGAUGGGAUUCUUACUACAGUCAGGAUUUGCAGGACUAUGGCCAGUAUGAAUGUGACUCUCUUGUUCUAAAUACAGAUUGUUUAUUUGCUUAUGAAAUUAUUCCCACAAAGCCAUGUGUUGCUGUGCAUGUGACAACAUUAAUGGUCUCCUCCGAAGACUUGCAAAUAAAUGCUUAGGAUGGGGACAUCCUGCUGUGACAACACAGUACUCGUGCAAAGAAUUAAGACUGGAGUAUGUAACAACUAUUGCUAGUGGAAUUUUUCUUGUGUCCGAUACAAUCUGGGCAAUUCAGGCCUUUUAAAUGAUCACAUUUUACAAUCAAUUUUUAAAAUUAAACAUCAAGAUUUUGACUUUGAUUAGGGAAAGUCCUAUAUUAUUGUACUUUAAACAUUUGAACAUCUGCCAGUCUCUUAUAGAAAGAAUCCUAUGUUGUUUUGUCUGAACAGUGAUUUUGUUAUAUAUGGGAGGGGGGAAUCAGGGUUUUUUGGUCAUUAUUUUACCCUAUUAAGAGGUUGUGUUUAGGGUUGAUCUGCCAGUGGUAUGCUAGAGGGUGGGAAUGCCUUGCCCAAUCAAAUUGAUAGAGCUAGAAAAGCAUAUGCUGAACAAAUACUGACUGCAAUCUGUUAAGAGUUAAAAGCUGUUCAGUCAAGUCAAUUGAUGUUAAUGGGUUUAAGUUCCCUUAGCACCAUAUGGGAUGCCUUGUGUGCAACGAGUAGAGAGUGGCAGAUUUGUAUCUCCUCUGUGAGAUAUGGGGCAUCCUCAUCCUAGACGUGCUGUGGUUGUGUUGUGCAGGCUGUCCUGGUAUCUGCAUGGCCAUUCAUUGUACAUCCUGGUGGAUCUGCUACCCUCAACACAGGCUGCCCUUGAUCCCCUGCACACCAGCUUUCUCCAAUGACCUCUCUGUUCAGAGGACACCUCUUCUGCAUCUGCAAGGUUCCUACUGCACAGGUAGCAUAAUGUCAAGAUGGGGACCUCUUUGUCACACUAGGCCUGGUGAGGAGGCCAAGUUGAUGUUUUUAGACAAGUAAACAGGAAUAGGAUUUAGUUCAGCUGAACCAGGGAAUGGUUGGAACAUGCCUGUUUUUGCUUUGUUUUUAAAGUAUCCAGUCUACUUUUUACCUCAAUGGCUUUUAUGGGAAAAAUACUAGCUGGGGAAAUGAAUGAAAUAACUUCACCAUGUUACUUGUCAACAUAGGUGCAUGUUUUUCCGUCACUACUUCAACAUUUGUUCAGUCCCCAAGAGUGCCUGGAAUCUUAUUGAAAAAAGCAAUAUCAGUUCCAAAAAUCAAUAUGGACCUGGAAGGGUAUUUUAUCUGCACUAAGGCUUAAUCCUAUGAAGUGGAGCACACCCUAACCUGAUCCACUUGAGAGACUAAGCACUGGGGGAAAGAGCUGCAGUGGCAUUCUUGCCCUAUGCACUGAAGCUUAAGACACGAAUACCUUUUAUUUUAAUGGGACUUCCCCAAUGCUUAACUUUUAAAGAGGUAUUUGUGGGUGGCUGGAUCUGGAGGGUGAGCCUACCACCCUGUGUGAUUAAACUCUCAUAGAAAACAGAGAUGUAAAGAAAACACAACCAUAUUGUGUAAAGUACACCCAUACACAUGGACAAUCAAAUGGUAGAAAACAUAAUUUUUAGAGGCAGGGAUCGAAUGCACUGUACAAUCUUGUUUUUAUUUUGCCAAAGUGUGCUUUAGCAUCGCACACUGCUUUAAAAAAACAAACACAAAACAAUACUGUUGAAAAGUGACUUUCUGUGUUUUCUGUGUUUUUUGCCAUAAGAAAAAUGCAAUGAAUGGGGUGCUGUAUAGUGAGGGGGAAAGAGAGAGGGGAACCUGAAUUUGCAUCUACACUUUAGCUUGCAAGUUACUGUACUCAGCAAAGCUGUGUUUCCUUUUUAAUUUCUGGUUUUAUGUAAUCUUUUUUCUUUUUUUAACCGAUGAGACAAUAUAGGUAGAACAAAUUGCAUUCAGAAGGGUUUUUUUGAAAAAACUUGAGAACGAAACGAAUUUUGCUGAAAGUGUUGACAGUUCUUUUAAAAUGCAUUUAUUUAUUUUUAUUUGUGCCAUGCAUAUUUUUUCUCACCAAAUGACCUUACUUGUAAUAAGUCUUGUUUGUCUCUGUUUACAGCCAUGUAUUUAUUGUAAUGUACAUAGUGUAAUGUUGAUUGUAAAUUAUAAGUUCUUAUUAUAACAUCAUCCUUGCCAGGGUGGUGUUGCUAUAUUUGGAAACUCUUGGUGAGAGAAUAUUGUGUAUACAUACUCCCCUUGUACAUUUUCCCCCCUUCUGUAAUAUAUCCUAUAUCACCUUAGAGCUUGUUUAUGAAAGAGUCGAGAAAAAUUAUAAAAUACAUAGAUAUAUAAAUUAAAGCUGCAGGUCUUUGGUCCCAGGGCUGUGCCUUAACUUUAAACAAUAUUUUAUUCUGUUUUGCUGCAUUUGAAAGAAAGGUAGUUGUGGCACAUGGGCUGGGCAUAUCUCCACCGCCCUUUCGUUUUUUGUAAGGGACUAGGGUCAUUGCUCCACUACAGGGUAUUCCCUAUCCCAAUGAGCUUUAUCAAGAGACCCCAUUGGACACUGAAAAAACCCUUGCCUGCCUGAUGGAGUACUUUCCCUUUUUCAAAGUGUGUUUUAAGGGAUCACUUUGUCCAUUCUUCCCCUUUCUUAGAAAAAAGCAACACAGCCACCAUCUAACAAACAAGAAUGGGCACAAUUCAGUGGCAUGUUGAAAUAAGCAAAUUUAAUCCCUGUUCGUUUCAACAAGGCCAACACAGGAGAUUCUCCCGGUGGAUUGUGCCACUAUUCUUCCCAAUUGGACCUACGUAUUUUUUGGCCAACACAUAAUUUUGACCAGGGAUUCUCCCGCACCCAACACUAACAUUAAAGUAUGUCAAGCACCCAAAACUUGCUUCUGUAUAAAAUGUGUCUAUGGAUGUGUGUAUACCAUAAGUGUAAAGAAUGACAGUAGCCCUUUAAGUCUUUUAAACACUACCAUUCGUUUUUGCAAAAUUGCAGUGUCCUGAAGCAUGUCGUGCUGCUGUUCUUGAUCACGUAACUUUGUAGUAUUGGGUCCCUCGUCACCAUUCCAUUAAUGCCCAGCCCUUAUAGCAUGUGACUGUUCAGUGAAAGGAGAGAUGCUUUUUCAAGGAAAAACAGAGCCUCCUUUUUGACACAAACUGUAGAUUAUAGCAGCCCUGGCCCAAAGGAAUAUUGCUUUUUUAAAAAACAGUAUAAAAGGGACACUAUAACAACAGAAUUACUGAACAAUAUUUUUGUUUUCAAUUUGGUUUGUUUCCUUUGGGUAUGUCUUUAGAGUGGCAAAUUGUGUGAACACUGCAAAUAAUUCAACGGUUUCUUAGCCUCUCUUACAGCCUAAGGGAUAGUACUGUACGUCAAUACCUUCGUAUGAAAUUUUUAUAUGCAAUGGAAAUAAAAGCAUGGGUUGAUUCUGCCUA